Messenger RNA from Aspergillus heteromorphus CBS 117.55, 509 nucleotides. RefSeq lists its product as uncharacterized. The transcript has a single exon. Lineage: Eukaryota; Fungi; Ascomycota; Eurotiomycetes; Eurotiales; Aspergillaceae. The record is from RefSeq and is a predicted model, not a curated record. Bases 150 to 413 code for a protein of 87 amino acids.
UUCGUAUUUGCUAAAGGAGCUGCGAUCUACACUCACUUCAACCUCAAACAUAAGCCCGAUCCCCAGACGUCGCUUUAAUAGCUGAGGAUAAGCCAACUGGUGGAUUUGAGUCCCCAUUGACGAUAGAGCAAUGGCAAAACCUCCAGCACAUGGCAGAGGGACCAAUCCACCCCCUGCGACUUCUCGAAAGAGCCCAUAACAGCCCUCUGCAAGGGAAAUGCGUCUCAACUUGCAGAGGCGUCUACGCCUCCCUGUUCAUUGCCUUCCUCAGUAUCUGCAGCCUCUGGAAAGUCGUCCAACGUACAAGCGCUGACGUCUCAGUCGGCGGUGCAUUCCCUGUCGUCGAUGUGAACAGGGGUGAGAGAUGGUCGACCAUGAAUAAGAACUCCCCAUUGGUCCUGCAUGUAAGGUGACCAGGCCAGCCGGCGCCGCAGGCUUUUUUCACACUGGGGUAUUGCCCAAUCACUGCAAUCCAAAUGGAUACCAAGCUUCCGUCCCAGAGCUAGUAG